AUGAUUGCUGCCAGGAACCUACUAAAAGCAGGACUUCGUAAAUCCAUAGGAACAGGAGCUACCACGGCUGUGUGGAGUGAUGCUUGGAUCCCGGUUACCCCGCCAACACAAUUAGUUGGAAAAAAUGUCUUCAAGGAUCCAUAUCUACUGGUGUACCACUUGAUAGACCAGCACACAAAGGUAUGGAAAGAUGAAGUUCUUCACCAACUUUUCACGGCGGAAGAGGUUAAACGGAUACGAUGUGUCAAGCCGAGUCGCACCCCUCAGAUGGAUAAGUUUGUGUGGGCUUACACGAAAUCGGGGAUAUACACGGUUAAGACCGGCUACAAUCUUGCCUCUGAUCUCAAGGAAACCAGUGACUCGCCACAGGUCUUAGAACCAAGUGUCACAGCACUGAAAAGCAGAGUAUGGACAACAAAGACUACGCGAAAGAUUAAACACUUUAUGUGGCAAUCAAUCGCAGGCUGUCUUCCCGUCAAGAACAACCUGGUUGAACGACAUUUCGGGAUAGAUCGACUAUGCCCACGCUGUGACGCUGCUCCCGAAACACCUAAUCACUUGUUGUUUGAGUGCCCGGCGGCGCUACAAGUACGGAGCAUUUCUGAAUUCCCUUACGUUCUGGGUGACUUCCCGUGUGAUUCAUUGUAUAAAAAUGUUGAUCACCUCUUUUGGCGUGCGAAAGAAGCUAACAUACCGGAGAAGACGAUUGAGAGAUUUCCAUGGAUUAUGUGGUACCUGUGGAAAGCAAGAAACGAAAAAGUUUUUAACGAGAAAGACAUCCCACACUUGGACACAUUCCAACUCGCCUGCGCCGAAUCUGAAAACUGGACUGUGGCACAACUAGUCGACAAUCCCCUGGAAAAUGACGUUACCCCAAGCUCUGUUGCCCCAACAGAGCAAAUAAUAACGUUCCCACGAUGUCAAUCAGACGCGUCUUGGUGCCCCAACAGUUCCUUCUUCGGAAAGGGUUUUGUCAUAGAAAAUGAAAACGGAGAACGCAUAUGGGGAGCAUCGGCUGAGUUCCAGGUUUCCUCCCCACUUCAUGCAGAACUCACAGCUUUGACCUGGGCCAUGACGAUGGCGCUACAACGUGGAUUAUACAGUCUCUCUUUCGAGACAGAUUGUAUGCAACUUGUGAAGAUCAUUGAGGAUGAAGAGGAGUGGCCCACAAUGGCCUCUGAACUUGAAGUCUUUAAAUUCCUUCGCUCUUCUUUCUCUAUUUUUUCACUCAGUUUUAUCCCUUGUUUAUUGAAUGUUCGUGCUGACUCCCUCUCGAAAGGAGCACGUGCACGUGAUUGUUGUUUUUCUUAUGUAGACCACUCGAUCCCAAGUUGGUUAGUUCUUGAGACUAACCAGCUGAACUAA
This is a messenger RNA of Microthlaspi erraticum, 1365 nucleotides long. The record is from the annotation of a GenBank genome assembly. Lineage: Eukaryota; Viridiplantae; Streptophyta; Magnoliopsida; Brassicales; Brassicaceae.